This is a messenger RNA of Alosa sapidissima (American shad), 3015 nucleotides long. RefSeq names its product WSC domain-containing protein 2-like. Lineage: Eukaryota; Metazoa; Chordata; Actinopteri; Clupeiformes; Clupeidae. The record is from RefSeq and is a predicted model, not a curated record. The transcript has 9 exons. The coding region runs from base 935 to 2632 and encodes 565 amino acids.
GCCACACUCAGUCUGUGUGAGGAGUUGAACUAUCGCCGAUGUGUGACGGCUGGCUCGUGUAAGCUAAUAGUAGACUGAGAGAAAAGGCAUCUCCUGAACAAUCACGUAAAUGAAACUUACGCUACCCUGAUAAGUUUACUAACCAACACUCUAAACGGCCUUAGUCCGAUCUGGAAGAAUGCGUCUAGUGGCGUAAAAAGGUUGAGUUUUGAGUGCGUAGCCUUUUCUGGACACAAUUAAACCAGCGUGUAUAUAUAUAUACGGAGCCAGGCCAGAUUAACAGCUAACGAGAUUUGGGAACUUGAUGGAAAUAAUAAACGUCUCUCACAAAUCAAGUGGAUGUGUGUGAUAUGGGCAAACACAGCACACCGGUUUUGGAGUGAAGAAUUCCUACGUUGACCGCCUCCGACAUGACUGAUGGCCACAAACGCGGGGACGAAAUGUGUGAUGUUGCACAUCCGAGGGUAGUAGAUUCCACAAUGUGCGAGUGGAGCAGGAGGAGAAAUCACUUCACACAUCAGCGGACAUAAAACCACUGGUUUGCAUCGUGGGAACCAUCACCAUAGAUCAGUUGAAGAGUCGUGGCGUCCGAUCACGAGGGACAAAGCAGUUCAGCAGCUGAUCAUCUUUCAACCCUAGAUGCUCGUCUUUCACAACAUGGCUCCAGAAAACGGAUAACUCUCCCCUGCUCUGAAGGAAUGUAGAGAAAGAGAACUAGAUACUGUUCACACACACGCACACACACAAAUGCAGUAAAGGGAGAAUGGAAGUGCAGGUGCAGAGUCAGUUGCUAAAGCACCAGCCUUCACCAUUGUCUAAAAUGCUAGUAGGCUAUUUGUUCAUUUAAUUAAUUAGCUAUAACAUACAUAUAAUAUGCUUUGCUGUAUUGUAUGACUGUAAGACUUGCCAACCUGGGGCAUAUGUUGGAUGGACCAUGGUGCGGCUUCUACUAAAGAUCCAGCGCUACUUCUGGCGGAAGCCUGUGCGUUUCCUCUCCUUCCUACUUUUCUAUCUUGUGGCUGGAAGUCUUGUUUACCUGCACACUGGUUUCUCCAGCAAUAGUUCUGCUGGUACUAGGAAUCUCCUAAUGUCUGAAAAAGGCAUGAGGUUAGCAUCCUCUGAGGUGGGCCAAAGUCUUGGUCUUAUGAGGAGGGUGUUUAGGGACACACAGAGAUCACCUCAUUGGCAUAGACCCUCCUGGUUGAAAGAAAAUGGGCAGGAAGGUCCAGAACGAAGUAGCCAGAAAAGAGACUACAGCAACAGUUUGAGCCAGGGGGUCAACCACAGAAGUACCAAAGAUGUGGAAGAUGGAAGAUCUAAAUACAUUGGUUGCUACAUGGAUGACACACAGAACAGGGCACUAAAAGGAGUGUCGUUUUUUGACUAUAAAAAGAUGACCGUAUUCCGUUGCCAGGACAACUGUGCUGAAAGGGGCUACUGGUAUGCUGGCCUGGAGUUUGGAGCAGAGUGCUACUGUGGUCACAAAAUUCAAGCAUCCAAUGUCUCAGAAAGUGAAUGCAACAUGGAAUGCAAAGGAGAGAAGACAAACCUUUGUGGAGGUGCCAACCGACUGUCUAUCUACCGCCUGGAACUCAGCCAGGAAUCUGCUCGACGCUAUGGAAGUGCCAUCUUCAAAGGAUGUUACCGCAAACCAGAAAAUGCCACAUUGGCUCUACCCAUCACUGCACUGAUAAGAAAUAUGUCUGUGGAUAAAUGUGUUGACAUGUGCACAGAGAAGGAGCUUCCUCUGGCUGCACUGUCAGGCCAGCAGUGUCAUUGUGGCUUCCGCACUACUCUGUUCACACUUCAUGAGCGUGAGGAUGAGGACCUGUGUAUGCAACGCUGCAGUGGGGAAGAUUUUGAGAGCUGUGGAAAUGAGGAAUUCUUUGUGGUGUACCAAACACAGGUUCAAGAUCAUCGCUGUAUGGACCGUAGGUUCCUUCCGACUCGCUCCACUCAACUUGUGGCCUUGGCCAGUUUUCCUGGGGCAGGGAAUACCUGGACCCGUCACCUCAUUGAGCUGGCUACAGGGUAUUACACAGGAAGCUACUACUUUGAUGGUUCCUUGUAUAACAAAGGUUUCAAGGGGGAGCGUGAUCAUUGGCGCAGUGGCAGGACUGUCUGCAUAAAGACCCAUGAGAGCGGCAAGAAAGAAAUAGAGGCCUAUGAUGCCAGCAUCCUUGUAAUCCGUAACCCAUAUAAAGCCCUGAUGGCUGAAUUCAACCGCAAGUAUGGUGGUCACAUUGGAUUUGCUUCCCAAGCUCACUGGAGGGGUAAAGAAUGGCCAGAGUUUGUGAACAAUUAUGCACCAUGGUGGGCCUCACACACACUUGACUGGCUGAAAUUUGGGAAGAAGGUGCAUGUGGUCCACUUUGAAGCACUGAAGAAUGACCUUUUUGCCCAUCUUAAGACUAUGGUGAUAUUCCUAGGUCUGGAGGUAUCAGAGGACAGAUUGCUCUGUGUGGAAGGGCAGAAGGAUGGAAACUUUAAGCGGUCAGGCCUGAGGAAACUUGAGUACAAUCCCUACACUCCAGAGAUGCGGGCGAUGAUUGAUGGCCUCAUAAAUACAAUUGACUCUGCUCUCAAAAAAAGGAAGAUGUCAGGUGUGCCCGAAGAAUACAGACCAAGAUGAUAAAGACUUUACACUUCUCUUCCAUCCUUAAACCAUUGAUACCUUUAUUGGUCACCAUACUAAUGGACCAAAGAGUUUCAUGGAAUAUGGAACUGAUCAUUACAGUUCAGAGCAGACUAAAUUGUACGGGUUAGAUGAUUGAUCUGUAUAAAAUGGCACUGAAAUGAGUGAAUCUAAUGUUAUUCUCUCAUGCACACUUGUCUUAACUCUGCAACAGUCUAACUGAGACAAAUUUACCACUUUACUGUAUAUUUUUUGCACUUUAUUUGAAUUUGCUUAAAAUGUUACCUUAUUUUUCUCAUAAAAAGAAUAAAAUUAGUAAACUGCCAUCCUGUAACUUAAAGCACUAGAGAUCCACAGUAGAUUCUUAUCAGUGUUUAUGU